AUGGCAGCUCAAUCAUUGCCCUUCGGCAGCAGCCUCCCCUAUGGUGAAUUUCUGGUCAAUGGCCUCAAAAAUGACCCUCCAUUGCUUGAAAACGACCCGACUGUCGGCUACAAACUUAACCACACCAUGUUGAGGAUUCGGGACCCUGAAAAGUCCUUUCAUUUUUACAUAACGCUAAUGGGGAUGCGUACCGUCUUUGCUUUUAAUAUUGGACCUGUCAAUGCUUAUUAUCUGGGCUACCCUAAGACCCCCGAGCACCGGGCAGACUUGAAGAAGUUCGGCCAAGAGACUGUCGAUGUCCUCCGGCAAACCGAAGGACUCAUAGAACUGGUACAUAUAAAAGGGUCGGAGAACCAACCAGACGGAUAUUAUAAAAAUGGGAAUGAGCCACCGGAUCUUGGGUAUGGCCAUUUGGGCUUCACAGUUCCUGAUGUUUCUUCAGCUCUCGAGCGAUUGAAAAUGCAUGGCGUCGAAGUUGUCAAGGAUCUUGGAGAGGAGACCACUCUCGACUCGAUCAAAGUAUCCAAGUGGGAGAAUGACCUGGGCGUAGGCGUCGAAGUUAUGGGAACUGAAACUGAGCUACACCCUACCUUCAAAAGCAUCUUACAGAACAUUGCUUUUAUCAGGGAUCCAAAUGCUGGCAUUUAA
Exophiala bonariae is the source of this 648-nucleotide messenger RNA. RefSeq lists its product as uncharacterized. Bases 1 to 648 code for a protein of 215 amino acids. Gene Ontology annotation, molecular function: lactoylglutathione lyase activity; metal ion binding. The transcript is spliced from 2 exons. NCBI's taxonomy places the organism in Eukaryota, Fungi, Ascomycota, Eurotiomycetes, Chaetothyriales, Herpotrichiellaceae. The record is from RefSeq and is a predicted model, not a curated record.